AUGGCGGAAGGUGCGAAGGCCCAGGAGAGGUUCGCCCUCAUCCAGGAGAACCUGGCUGAGGUCAUGAACCCCGAGAUCCUUGAGAAGAUUCUGGCCGAGGGACGCAACCCGAAGAUUUACUGGGGUACCGCGACAACGGGCAGACCGCACUGUGGUUACUUCGUCCCUGCCAUCAAGUUGGCGCAAUUCCUCGCCGCUGGCUGCGAGAUGACGGUUCUCCUCGCAGACAUUCACGGUUUCCUCGACAACCUCAAGGCCCCGAUUGAGCUCGUCGAGCAGCGCGCCAAGUUCUACAAGUUUGCCAUCACAAACAUUCUUCAGGCUGUUGGUGUGUCCACCGAGAAGCUCAAGUUCGUCUUGGGUAGCUCCUACCAGAAGAGCCCCGAGUACAUCAUGGAUGUUUACAAGAUGAGCUCGCUCAUCAGCGAAAGAGACGCAAAGAAGGCCGGUGCGGAGGUUGUGAAGCAGUCUGACAACGCACCAAUGAGCGGUCUUCUCUACCCCGUUCUCCAGGUUUGUGACGAGGAACACCUUGGUGUUGAUGCGCAGUUCGGAGGUAUGGAUCAGAGGAAAUUGUUCGCGGCAGCGACCGAGUGGCUGCCCAAGGUCGGAUACAAAGUGCGCGCGCAUCUGCUCAACCCUAUGGUGCCAGGUCUGAACGGUGGCAAGAUGAGUUCAAGUGACCCUGACAGCAAGAUUGACCUUCUCGAUGCCCCCGAAGUUGUUCAGAAGAAGCUCCGCAAGGCCGAGUGCGUCCCUAAGGUUGCUGAGGGCAAUGGUGUUCUGGCUUUCGUCGAGUACGUACUGCUGCCUGCGGCCGCUCUGAAGGGCAAGAAGGAGUUCCGUGUUGAGCGCGAGCGCGACGGUCUUGAGCCCUUGGUUUACACCAAUAUUGCCGAUAUGCAUGAGGACUUCAAGAACGAUGUGUUGACGCCUCAGCUCCUGAAGCCGGCUGUCACAAAGGCUCUCAACGAGCUCCUGGCCCCCAUCCAGGCGGCUUUCCAGGCCUCACAGGAGUGGCAAGAGAUUACCACCAAGGCCUACCCGCCAGUGGAGGACGAGAAGAAGAAGAAGAAGAAGCAGCCCAAGGACAAGGGCUCCCGCUACCCCGGCGGAGCCAAGAACGAUGCAGCUAAGGAUGGCGCAGCCAAAGAGACGGAAUUGCCUGUGCGCACGGCCGAGGAGAACAAAUAA
This is a messenger RNA of Colletotrichum truncatum, 1194 nucleotides long. RefSeq names its product tyrosyl-trna synthetase. Lineage: Eukaryota; Fungi; Ascomycota; Sordariomycetes; Glomerellales; Glomerellaceae. The record is from RefSeq and is a predicted model, not a curated record. Gene Ontology annotation, biological process: tyrosyl-tRNA aminoacylation. Gene Ontology annotation, molecular function: ATP binding; tyrosine-tRNA ligase activity. Gene Ontology annotation, cellular component: cytoplasm.